Molecule: messenger RNA, 3097 nt
Organism: Magnolia sinica
Lineage: Eukaryota; Viridiplantae; Streptophyta; Magnoliopsida; Magnoliales; Magnoliaceae
Product: ion channel DMI1-like
Exons: 12
Coding region: 158-2929 (923 amino acids)
Biological process (GO): potassium ion transport
Source: RefSeq, a predicted model, not a curated record
GAAACUGAAAACCUGAAAAACCGAAAAUCCAUCCUCUCUCUCUCUCUCACUCUCUCUCUCUGUCUCUGUCUGUCUGUCUCUACCCCCUAUAAAUACCAGAGAUGACAGUCAGCAGCAGCUAAACACUUCCCUUCUCUCUCCUCUCUCUCCUCGCAGAAUGCCGGAGAGCAUCGAUGGCGGUCCAAACCCUAAUCCUAGCAAAUCAGAAAGGCCUCCUCUCCUCAAGAAAUCCCGAACAAUUUCCGAAACCCGAUCUUCAACAGCUGCCGCUGCUGUCCGCCGCAUCUCUACAUCUCCUCCUUCAUCCCACCGUCUCUUCAGCUCCACUGCUGAUGAUUCCUUCGAGAUCCGCGACAAUGGAUUCUCCCAUCGGGACUGGACCUUUCCGUCCUUCCUCGGCCCUCAUCCGUCGCGGAAUCGGACCACGGUUAAGCUGGCCAAGUCACCGAAGGCGAAGAUGGAUUUGCCUCCUUUGCCCCCUCGCCGUGUACAGCUGUCUCCGCCACCACUGUCCGAUGCUGGUCAGAAGGUUUCGGAAGAGAAGCAGAUGGCGGAAAAAGAAGAUGUGAAACUAGUUAGAUCGAUUUCUUCUUCUUCUUCAGUGCCUCCAGCGGCGGUGAGGAAAAUUCGUCGAUUCAACAGCUUACUUAUCUUUUCUUUGCUCGUUGUUACAUCUGUAUUAUCUAUGUCGUUUGCAGCUUAUCUGUGGAUCAAGGUUGCAGAACUAGAGGCGGAGAUUAUUAACCUUCGUCGAUUGUCCAACAGAAACAACGUUGUUGUUCACGAUGAUGUUGAAGUUUUGCAGCUUGAUGAUAACAAUUCAUUUUUCUAUUUCAGCAACAUUAACAGUAGAAAUAUUGCCCUGUACACUGUAGUGAUUGCACUUACGGUACCAUUCUUGUUAUUUAAGUGUCUUGACAAUCUUCUCCAAAUAAAGACUUUCUAUAUGACGACAAAGAACAGUGAGGAGGAGGUUCCCUUGAAGAAAAGGAUUGCAUACAGGGUAGACGUGUUUUUCUCUGUUUAUCCAUAUGCGAAGCUGCUUGCUCUUCUGUUUGCUACCAUUCUCCUUAUAGGUUUUGGUGGGUUAGCAUUGUAUGCAGUUGGUGAUGGUAGCAUUUCUGAGGCCCUCUGGCUUUCAUGGACUUUUGUAGCAGACUCAGGAAAUCAUGCAGACAGAGUUGGUACUGGUCCAAGGAUUGUCUCGGUUUCUAUAAGUUCAGGGGGCAUGUUGAUAUUUGCAAUGAUGCUCGGUCUUGUAUCUGAUGCGAUAUCAGAGAAAGUGGAUUCCUGGCGGAAGGGGAAGAGUGAAGUUAUUGAGAGCAACCACAUACUCAUCCUUGGGUGGAGUGACAAAUUGGGAUCACUUCUCAAGCAGCUAGCAAUUGCAAAUAAGAGCAUUGGUGGUGGUGUAGUCGUGGUGCUUGCAGAGAGAGACAAGGAAGAAAUGGAGAUGGACAUAUCAAAGCUAGAAUUUGACUUUAUGGGAACAUCUGUCAUAUGUAGAAGUGGCAGUCCUCUUAUACUGGCAGACCUAAAAAAGGUUUCGGUGUCUAAGGCACGUGCCAUCAUUGUAUUAGCGGCUGAUGAAAAUGCAGAUCAGAGUGAUGCUCGAGCUUUGAGGGUUGUGCUGAGCCUCACUGGAGUAAAAGAGGGUUUGAGGGGUCAUGUUGUGGUAGAGAUGAGUGAUAUUGACAACGAGCCUUUAGUGAAGCUUGUUGGAGGGGAACUCAUCGAAACAGUUGUUGCUCAUGAUGUCAUCGGGCGUUUAAUGAUACAGUGUGCUCUCCAACCAGGCCUUGCACAGAUAUGGGAGGAUAUUUUAGGGUUUGAGAAUGCUGAGUUUUAUAUCAAAAGGUGGCCUCAAUUGGAUGGCAUGUGCUUCAGCGAUGUACUGAUUUCAUUCCCUGAUGCAGUACCCUGUGGAGUUAAGGUUCAUGCAAAUGGUGGGAAGAUCAUCAUAAAUCCAGAUGAUGACUAUGUUCUAAAGGAAGGUGAUGAAAUUCUGGUCAUAGCUGAAGAUGACGAUACAUAUGCUCCAGGCCUUUUGCCAGAGGUGCACUGGAGUUUUCUUCCUAAUGUUUUCAGUCCUCCAAAGUUUCCAGAGAAGAUACUGUUCUGCGGUUGGCGUCGUGACAUUGAUGAUAUGAUCAUGGUUUUGGAGGCAUUUUUGGCUCCAGGUUCAGAAUUGUGGAUGUUUAAUGAAGUUCCAGAGAAAGAAAGGGAGAAAAGGUUAAUUGAUGGUGGACUAGAACUUUUGGGAUUAGCAAACAUAAGGCUUGUGCACAGAGAGGGAAACACUGUCAUCCGACGCCAUUUGGAGAGUCUUCCUUUGGAGACAUUCGAUUCUAUUUUAAUUCUUGCUGAUGAGUCUUUGGAGGAUUCCGUUGUGCACUCUGACUCAAGAUCUCUUGCCACCCUUCUCCUCAUUCGUGAUAUUCAGUCCAAGCGUCUCCCAUACAAGGAGGCAAAAACAAGUACUCCGCGGCAUGCUGGGUUCUCUCACAGCUCUUGGAUACGUGAAAUGCAGCAAGCUUCAGACAAAUCAAUAAUUAUCAGUGAGAUCCUGGAUUCCAGGACCAGAAACCUGGUAUCUGUGUCGAGAAUUAGUGAUUACGUUCUGUCAAAUGAGCUGGUUAGCAUGGCACUAGCGAUGGUGGCUGAGGACAAGCAAAUCAACAGGGUUCUCGAGGAACUCUUUGCAGAAGAGGGAAACGAGAUGUGUAUCCGUCCAGCCGAGUUCUAUCUGUACGAUCAGGAAGAGCUGUGCUUUUAUGAUAUAAUGGUCAGGGCUCGACAAAGACGGGAGAUAGUGAUCGGUUAUCGCCUUGCCAAUGCAGAGGGUGCCAUAAUCAAUCCCGCACUCAAGAUGCAACCAAGGAAAUGGUCCCUCGAUGAUGUUUUCGUUGUCAUAUCCCUUGGUGAAUGAAUUUGUGCAGAGGAGAAACGUGGUAAGAUCACCCAUGCGGCCCAUUCUGUUGUAACUGUUACGUAGUCAAAAUGGUAGGCAUCAAUGUCAUAGUACUAAUCCUAACGCAGAUGAAGGUUCAAGUCUGUACAUUUUGUGUUUCAGCUAAUCCAUGCAGAUUAUGGUGCA